Messenger RNA from Daktulosphaira vitifoliae (grape phylloxera), 1951 nucleotides. Its product is annotated as noggin-2-like. NCBI's taxonomy places the organism in Eukaryota, Metazoa, Arthropoda, Insecta, Hemiptera, Phylloxeridae. The record is from RefSeq and is a predicted model, not a curated record. Gene Ontology annotation, biological process: negative regulation of BMP signaling pathway; dorsal/ventral pattern formation; negative regulation of cell differentiation. The transcript has 3 exons. Bases 386 to 1153 code for a protein of 255 amino acids.
GACGACGGCACCGGGUCCCGGCCGGACACACGGUAACGGAUGAUGUUCGCGUGCGCCACACGGUCGGUAAUAUCAUUCAACGCCUUAUCGCAGUUACGAGCUUUCGACACUUCCAACUGCCAGAAAUUGUCGGAUCGACCCAAUUCGAAAAUCGUUUAGGAACAACUGAAAUCGAAUUACUAUUAUUUUAUUAUUAUUAUUGAAUUGUUUUUCAACUGAAGUUAUCGGUGAACUAAAAUUUUUUAUAAAUUCUGCUUGUCGAUAUCGUUUUGCCGCCAACUACGAGUGAAUUGUGUUUUUUUUUUUACGUUUAGUUAAUACUCAAGUUAAGUGUUAUACGGACCAUGUACUCUGAAGAAAGUGGCCCAAAAGACCGACGAUAAAGAUGACUGUGAAAUGGUGGCCCGUGUUGGUCGCGUUGGCGUGUUGCUUCAUCCACCGCACCGUUCAUGCCGCCGCAUCCGUCCGGCUCAUGGACCUGCGGCCGGUGCCAUCCAACGACCCGGCUGUGCCCGAUCUCGUUGAAAUGCCCAAUCCGGCGCUGGACCCCAGGCCGUCCGAUCUAAACGUUACCGUUUUGCUGGCAAAGUUGGGUGCCAAGUUCGAUCCAAACUACAUGAGCUACGACAUGCCGGAACAUUUGGUCCCCGUGGCCGACAUUCCUUUCAGACGAAAUCGUCGAGGACGGUUGGUGCCCACCGGAAAAAUGCCAACGGAAAUCCGAGACUUGGACACCAAGUACUUCUCGCUGCCCAACGGCCGGCGGCUGAGAACAAAGAUAUCCAGUCAGCUGCGCCGGAAAAUUCAACAGUACCUAUGGGGACGAACCAUGUGCCCCGUUCAACAGCGAUGGAAGGACCUGGGACAGCGGUUCUGGCCGCGGUGGUUGUUGGAGGGUCACUGUCCCAGAGGCGAGACGUCGUGCUCGGUGCCGUCGGGUAUGUACUGUCGAGCUACCAGUAACCGGUACAAGACACUGUUGCGGUGGCACUGCCGAAGCGCCGGGCCGUCGGCCAUGCUGCAGCAGUUCAACACGUUGCCGGGCACCAAGAGUUCUGGUGUCGUCAAUCCCAUGAAGGUGUGCCAGUGGAUCAAAGUGGAGUAUCCCGUGGUUACCGAAUGCGGGUGCGGUUGUGCCGACAACUCUGAAUAGUCACCCGGGGAAAACAACUUGUUCUUUUUACGCGCCUUCCCCGAUACGAUUUCAUACAAGUCAAACGACAUGUUGCACACUACUAGUCUUAAUAUUAUGUUCGAACACAUUAUUAUUUUUAUUGUAUUAUUAUUAUUUUUUACUUUGACCAAUUAGACACGUUAGGACUUCACGCGAAUAUUUUAAUGUCGGCUCUCCGAGUAAAAAACGACUCGUUAAUCGUGUGGCAAGUAGGAGGUGAAAUAUAUCGCGUAUGGCACACACAUUAAUUUCGAUAGACAGUCUGAAACCGCUUAUCCAUUUAAACAUCUCUGGUGUGUGUAUUUUUUAUGAAUAUUUCUGGAAACCAAAUAAUAGACCGAUUUUCUUUGUUAUUUAACCGAUUGUUUAUGAUUAUGAUUGUCUACUGCAGAAUCAUUCACAAUGAAUUUUCUGUAGGUCAAUUUUUCGCCGGAGUGUAACGAUGAUUCGGAAACGUACUGUAAAAAUUCCAACAGUGUGUUUUUUUUUCUAUUCAUCGUCUAUAUUAUAAUUGGUGUUCUCUAUUGUUUCCAUUCGAAAUACUUAUAUAGUAUUUGUUUGUGUAUCUAUUGAAAGACCUAUUUGGAUUUAUUAUUAUUAUUGACAAUAUUGUAAUUAAGUUUUUUCGAUGUAAAUAUUACAAUUAUCAUAUAAUUUAUCAUAUUUUUAUAUAAAAAAAACUUUUUACGCCCCAGUAGAUUUAUAUAUAAUUUAUUUUUUGUACAUUUUUUUCCACUAUGUACAUAAUAGAACGUUAUAUAGGUAUAUAUAAACAAA